Molecule: messenger RNA, 3914 nt
Organism: Lepisosteus oculatus (spotted gar)
Lineage: Eukaryota; Metazoa; Chordata; Actinopteri; Semionotiformes; Lepisosteidae
Gene: prph2a
Product: peripherin 2a (retinal degeneration, slow)
Biological process (GO): visual perception
Cellular component (GO): plasma membrane
Source: RefSeq, a predicted model, not a curated record
ACACAGCUUUCCAACAGAAGAAUCUCUUCCCGAUCAUCAAGCAUGGUGGUGGGAGUAUCAGGGUUUGGGGCCCACUUCGGUGCCUCAGGACCAUCAUUGGUGGAACCAGGAAUUCAGGUUGAAGGAGAAUGUCGGGCUAUCCACUCAUCGGCUGAGGCUGAACAGAAGAUGGGUGAUGCAGCAUGCAAGCAGAUUAUCCAAGUCAGGUCCUAAACCCCAUUGAAAUGUUAUGGUAGUCACUAGUACUAGCAGUUACAGAAUCAUACUUAUUCAUGCAUGGAUAUUUACCAUUGAAUCAUUCUGUUAAUCCAAAUAUAUCCAAUGUCUUUGUGUUGCUAGUUAAAUCAGAGAUUUGAUUAUGCUUUAGGUAUAAAAUAUAAAAAUAUGGACCAUCCAAGGGGGUUCACAAACCACACUUCUUGCACUAUAUAUACUGAAAUAUUACAGUCUAAUGUACGUAACCUGUGGCUCCAGUUAAUUUGUCAGUUUGUAAUGCUGUGAAACCACAGGUAAUGCAAAUCUAUAGCUUUCAACCUUAGUAGUGGUAUUGAAGUCUCACAAAUGAAUGUCCUGCAAUGAACAUACAGUUUUCCAAAUCAAAUUAUAGUGCAUUAACUAGUUACUAGUCUUCACCAGCCAGGGUAACUGGGUCAUUGGGAGGGGGGUGUAAAAAAGGAUGCACAAUUCACAUAUUCUAGCUGUUUGUGUCCCCAGAGGCUUUUGCCAGCUUCCAAACUCCCUUCCUCGCUGUCCCUCUUGGCGAGUUAGAGAUGGAGGUCCACACGCAUUCAAUCCCCCAGACUCUUCGUAUGACAUUCACGUCCAGCAUGUAAACGGAAGUCGUGCCGGCCAGCUCGGAGAGCCUAGCUCCCUUGCCUACAACAUGGACAAGCCGACCACGUGAGCUUUCAAACCAAUUAAACAGUAAGACACUGGAUUAUUUCCUUGGCUCAUCUGCUGCCAGGGAUUUCUGCAAAUGGGAUAAGUCUGCUUAGAGGUUUUAGGCUGACGUACUGUAACUUCAGGUUUAAUCAUUUGGGUCCUAGGCAAUCCUCCUCCUUUUGCUGGAAAAGGACCACCAGAAAUACCUGUAGUGCCCACUUGCCAGGCGUUUAUGUUAAUUUUUGUAAAAACAUCAUAACAACGUGUGGGGGAGGGGGGCAAAAAUUAUCAGCUGUCUGUGCUCCAGGCGUUGCUAUUAUUUGGGUGGUCAGGAUGGCUAUGGGGAAGAGGAUUCUAACCAAAGUAUUGCCCUUGUCGGCUCCUUCCUGGAAUGGAUUACAAAUUUCUUCAUAAACCCGAACACUGUUAUCGUUGCUUCGGUUCUUUUGCUUUUCAGCAAUAAGAUCUGCGGACCCAAGACCCUAGUGUUUCCUUUAAAAGAAAAGAAAAAAAACUACAAGCAGCUUCUGCUGAAACAAAAAACAAAUCCAUCAGAAUGGCUAUCAUGAAAGUGAAGUUUGAUCAGAGGAAGCGGGUGAAAUUGGCACAGGGACUAUGGCUGAUGAACUGGUUCUCAGUGAUGGCCGGAGUCCUGGUCUUCAGCAUGGGACUGUUUUUCAAAGUCGAGCUCCGCAAGAGGAGUGAAAUGAUGGACGACUCGGAGAGCCACUUUGUCCCCAACUCCCUUAUUGUGGUGGGGAUCCUUGUGUCUGCUACGAACGUCUUAGGGGGCAAGAUCUGCUAUGACUCCCUGGACCCGGCCAAGUUCAGCAAAUGGAAAGCUUUCCUAAAACUCUCCCUGGCUGUUUGCUUCUUCUUCAACAUGGUUCUGUUUGUAACGGCCAUGAUGUGCUUCACCAUGCGGCUGGCUCUGGAGAGCACCCUGGCCCAGGGGCUGAAGAAUGGGAUGAAAUACUACAAGGACACAGACACGCCUGGUCGCUGCUACAUGAAGAAGAGCCUGGAUAUGUUGCAGAUCGAGUUCCGCUGCUGUGGGAAUAACAACUACAAGGACUGGUUCGAGAUCCAGUGGAUCAGCAACCGCUACCUGGACUUCAGCUCCAAGGAGGUCAAGGACCGGAUCCUGAGCAAUGUGGAUGGCAAGUACCUGAUGGAUGGGGUGCCCUUCAGCUGCUGCAACCCCAGCUCCCCGCGGCCCUGCAUCCAGCACCAGCUCACCAACAACUCUGCGCACUACAGCUACGACCACCACACCGAGGAGCUCAACAUCUGGACCCGCGGCUGCCGGGAUGCCCUGCUCAGCUAUUAUGGUGGCUUGAUGAACUCCAUUGGCAGCAUGGUCCUGCUGGUCUGGCUUCUGGAGAUGGUGGUAAUGGUAGGGUUGCGGUAUCUGCACACCUCCCUGGAGUCCCUGUCGAACCCAGAAGACCCCGAGAGCGAGAGUGAAGGUUGGCUGCUGGAGAAGAGUGUGAAGGAGACCCUCUCCUCCUUCAUGGAGAGCAUCAAGGCCCUGGGGAAGACCAACCAGGUAGACGCAGAGGGCGGGGCAGGAGAAGGGGCACAGGCCGUUGCCACGGUGAGCUGAGAGAGCCCUGCCCACCGGAACUGAGACCACUCCCAGCCGGGAGACAGAAAAACAAAGCACGCUCGCUAACACCUACAUGACAAAACUGCACAGUCAAAGUGAACAAAAUCCUUCUUCUGGAAUGUGAAAUAAGAAAAAAAAAACAUUUACAUGUUUAAAAAAAGCAUGACGUUUUUUCAGGUAGUUAAUGGGUGUGGUAAAUUUCUGUCUUCCAAUGUCACCCAUCUGAAUUACGUAUGAAAAAUAACCUCACAUCAACCCCAGCUGAGCUCCGAGUUCAUGCCUCAUGUCUUGCUUUGCAAUAAGGAAUCUUGCAACCAGAGAGCAGGAAUACAUUCCAUUAUUUACACCCUUAUAAUAUUGUACCCUCAUUUAAAAAAAAGAUAUAUAUAUAUUUUACGCUAGUUUGACAUUUCAAGUACUACUGAAAAAAAGGAUCUUUAACCCGAUUCACAUCGCCCUUCCCUGGAGCUCGGUACUUGCCCUCUCCACUGGUGCCCGAUAACCUUUAAAGCCACAGCUCAAGUCAGUCUUGGUAUGUUUUUCAAUGGUUCACCUUAGGUCUGGGCGCAAGCACAGGCACAAAAAUCUGACCGUUAUCAAAGCACCUUGCACAGAAGAGAAAACAGAAAUCAAGUCAGCUUCCCUUAGAAGAAACAAACUGAUAAAGUCUGGUGUGUAAUGUUUGGGGCACUUCAGGCUUUUUCUUAUAUUAGAAUCAUUCUGACAGUGAGAGUUGCCUUUCAGGGACUUUCUAAGGCCACACUGAUCAGGUUGCUUUAAACUGUGAAUUCAGCUAUACGGUGGUAAAGGGACAUCAAGCUAAAAGCUCAUCAAGAGAAGGAUGAGAGAAAUAGGUGCCAUGGUAGCACCUUGAAUCAGGCAGCUGUCAAACCUCUGUCCUUGCCAACUCAAAAAGUCCCCAGGUGAUACAUUGGGUGGGCUUCUCUGCUGAGGCUAGCAGGACAUGCCAAACAACAACCUUGACACAACUGUAGCUGUCGGGUCAGAGAUCGUUUUUUUUUCCAAUGAAUCAUCCAGGAUUGUAGCAUCUUUACAAGGGGAGAUGUCAAAGAGAUUUAGAAUUGGGUGCAAUUAAUGUUGGAAUUUGAUAGUUCGGACAAGAGGAAGCUACAGCCGAUUCUAGAACCAAUUUCAUGGAGUCUGUUUUAACACUGCUUCUUUAUAAAUGUGCAUAGACAUUAAGGAUCAUAUUUCCAACUAAACACAAUGUGUUGUUGCUAAAUUUUAAACAUAUAUAUUUUACUUAUCUUUGUAAGUAUUUUCUUCCAUUGUACUUUGAAAAGUUAACUCUUUCCUGUAAAUUGUAAAUUUCUAUAUACACUCUUCUGUCUUGUCCAUUCCUACAGAGUAAGUUAGCUGGUUCUUCUCUGUUUGAUAACGUGUAUAAAGAUUUACCCAAGAC